Molecule: messenger RNA, 3641 nt
Organism: Lytechinus variegatus (green sea urchin)
Lineage: Eukaryota; Metazoa; Echinodermata; Echinoidea; Temnopleuroida; Toxopneustidae
Product: E3 ubiquitin-protein ligase MGRN1-like
Exons: 15
Coding region: 152-1999 (615 amino acids)
Biological process (GO): protein ubiquitination
Cellular component (GO): cytoplasm
Molecular function (GO): ubiquitin protein ligase activity
Source: RefSeq, a predicted model, not a curated record
CUGGGUUGACGGUCAACGACGCCAUUUUAUAUUGAAUAAGAAUGGGCUACGCUACGCAAAUACGGAACUGAUUCGACGAUCUCUGAAAUCAUUUCUCCUGCCCGAAUUUCACAUAUUGAGAGCAGAUAAUCAGCAGAAAUUAACCAUCAAUAUGGGUAAUUUUCAGAGUAUGCAAAAUUCGAAUGUCCAACAAGUGGAAAUCGCUGCAAAUUCGGCGUAUAGAUUUCCACCCAAGUCAGGAUGUUACUUUGGAAGCCAUUUCAGUAUGGGAGGACAGAGGUUUGAAACACCACAGCCUGAAGCUUAUCUGUUUGGAGAAAAUGCUGAUGUCAAUUAUCUCAACUCUAGACCUGCUCCAUUUCCAUACCCGGCACCCCAACCGAACGAACCAACUAAGACACUGAAGAGUCUUGUCAAUAUCAGAAAGGAUUCUCUUAAAUUAGUCAAGGCUGUCAGUACGACCGAUGAGGAUUCCGAUUCCCCUUCUACACGAUACUCCAUAGAGUUCAUAUUCGAUAGUGAGGCCAAGACGGCUAUCACCGUUUACUUCUUUGCCACAGAAGAGAUAACUGCAGGAAGGGCUGUGUACACAGCAAGGAAUGCUUCCUUGAGGUCAGAGACCUUUAGGUACGAGAGAGGAGCCAACCAGGUCUUUGCUCAACCGGCAUUCACCUUUGACCCCUCCGACUUUGAUGAAGGGGAGUUCAAUUAUGAUCCAUUGAAGGAUGUGAUUCCCAUUGUCAUUCAGUGUACUGUAGAUGAAGGGGAUGAGCAUUCAGGCCAUUGUCACACCCUGAUAGCGACCUUUGAACAGGCAGCUGACGGAGCCUACGCUAUCAAACCAAUGAAACAAAAGCAGAUGGUAGAGGGCGUCUUCUAUCUCCUUCAGGAGAUCUAUGGUAUCGAGAACAAGAACAAUCCUGAUGCACCUAAGCAACCAGAUGAAGAGGAGUUCAUUGAUGAUGAUGACAAUGGUUCUGAUUGUGUGAUCUGUAUGUCAGAUGCCAGAGACACCCUCAUACUGCCAUGUAGACAUCUGUGUCUGUGUAAUGGAUGUGCUGACUCCCUGAGGUUUCAAGCUAGCUGUUGUCCAAUUUGUAGAGCUCCUUUCCGAGCGUUGCUUCAGAUCCGUGCUCUGAGGAAAGUAAUUGGCAACCCAACACCAGUUGAUGAUGAAGAAUCAUCCAUGAGUCAAGAGAAUGUACCACCAGGCUAUGAGGCCAUCCCUCUGGGUGAAGCACUUAAUGGACCGGGCAAGAGUGUACAAGGAGCAGAAGGUGGAGCCACUGGUGGAGAGUCAUUAUCUAGAUCAGGAACAUCAGAAGGAAGAAGAAAAAAGAAGAAGAGCCGCACAAGCUCGCUGGCCUCGCUUAGGAGCCGUGGUGCUGCCACGCCCGCUGCGGUCAUCGACCAGGCCAACUCGUACCAGGAGGUGAAUGAGAAGAACGAGAUGAGGGUCGAUAUCAGGGAUGGGAAGAAGAAAGGGGAUGCAAAGAAAGAGGACGACAUCCCGGUCAUCAACAGCUCCAGUCUGCAGACGCCUCAGAAGACAGUAGCUCCGGUCUCCAUUGAAAACCUGGGUGCAGCAGCUUUAGCCCUGAAUGGAGAUCAAGGUAAUACCAUGGUGGUGACCCUGCCCCCAGAGACAGAGACCAACCUUGAGGAUAGAAGUCCUGUCGAGGUCCUGGAUUUGGAAUCCGAGCCCAAACCUGGCUCGUAUCACAUAGACCAUGAGGAAGCAGUAGCCGAUCCGAAGGAGCUCUCAGCCAACGUGUUUCUUGAAAGCAACUCCAAAUCUCCCGAUGCCAUCUCUCACGGUCCGUCCUUGUUAAAUGUGGACAUUGAUCUACCCGGAACCCCAACCAGUGAUUCUAACACAUCGCCAAGCACUCCUUUGGAAGCCAACAGUUCACUAAGUUCCAACAGUCAGAGACAGAUGCUGUCAACCCCAAGCAACAUCCAGCUCGAGGAGGCUGCCAGUAAGGACCCGAUCGUCUAAACUACCCUUCGAUCUACCAGGAACCCCAAAGCUAGGGAUUCAACCAUCGUCCCAUGUACCUUGUGGAUCUAAAUAGUUCACUCAGAGACAGACGCUGUCAACCCCAAGCAACAUCCAGCUAGUGGAGGCUGCCAGUAAGGACCAUAUCGUCUAAACUGCCCGUCGAUCUAACCGGAACCCCAAUUAGGGAUUCUGGAACUGCCCCAGGUAGCUUUUGGAUCUUAAUAGUUCACUCAGUUCUAAUAGAGACAGAUGGUGUUAGCCCCAAGCAAUAUCGAGCUAGAGGAAGCUACCAGUAAGGAUUUACUUUUACUUACGCCUCUCAUAUUGCCCCUUCUAAGACAUAGGCCUGUCAAAAAGGGUCCUCCUGGUAGAGUGGUCCUGAGCCAGUGUCUCCAGAUUUUUCCAUGUAUGGCUCAUCCCUUAAGCAUCUGUAUCUAUGUCUCUGCACCAUGGGUUUCAAGGCCUUCCCCUCUUCCUUUUUCCUUGAGGAUUCCAACAUGGCCAGUGAAGACCUUAUCAUCUAAAUUUCCAUUUGGUGACACCAGAUGACCCGGUGACAUUACUUAUAGUUUGUUAGAGCUCUAUGAAGAAUGACCCGACUUUUGAGGUUCAUCCAUCAACUUCAGCACAAGAUAUUUUGAAUAUGUAAUGUCCACUCAUUGUAUUUAAGAUAUAUUAUAUCAACUCAUGUGUGGAUGUUCAACUGUUAUAAUGUCUGUAUUAUAUUAGUCAUAUGUAGAGACCACCGCACACCUUAGGAUCGGUCUGUGACCCAGUUAGGGAAUAAAACAUAAGAUUUGAUGCAAGUAAUGAGACAUGGAAUAUCUCGCUUUGGAAAGUUCUUAAUCCUGGAAGGAAUACUUAUGCUUAAAAUCUUUGACAAUACUACCUUUCUAAUGAGAAUAGAAGAUAAUUCAAUAUCUAAUCAUAAUGAUUUUGAUUGGCCUUGACUCCAAAGCAAAUGCUUGCAAUCAUCCAAAAUUGUUAUUAUAUUAGUUUUCUGCAGUUAAUUUUAACCUAAAGAAAGUAUAUUUAUCAUUCACGUAUUGAGAAAAUACGCAAAAAUGCAAUUUGUUCCAAAAUUGGAUCAUAGACCGGUCAUAAGGUGUUCAGGGACCUUUUUUAGAGAGGUUAGUUUAACCAACAGCUGUGAAAAAAAAUAUGUAUUUAAACAUUUUUUCACAUCCAUGCACAUAAAAAGGUAUGCAUGGAAGUAGAAGUACACUACAAAUACUGCCUGGAGACUCCUUUUUCCUAUUUUCAAUUCUUUUCUGUUUCUUCACUUUUUUCUGUUCUUCAGGAGAAGAAUGAUGGUAAGCUCAAGCCAUUGAUGCUCUGAAUCUAUGUAUUGCUCUUUUUUAAGCAGACUUUAGAUUUAGUAAGUAUGCAUGCAUCCAACACCUAAUUUACUUAGUAUUCAAUUAUCCUUGAAAAAUAAUUGUAAUUCCAUUUCUUGUACAUGUGCAAUUCAUCAAUUUUUAAUGUUACCACCUGAACAUACUAGAUUCGUAGUAGUUACUAUCUGAGUGUAUCUUAGCAUGUCAUCUAGUUGUAUGGUGUUUUAAUAUGCUACUUUCUGUAUUUAUGUAUUGCUAUGCCAUGUAGGUCUUUAAUUGAUGGGAGAGUGGCAUUCUGUGUU